This is a messenger RNA of Saimiri boliviensis boliviensis (Bolivian squirrel monkey), 1775 nucleotides long. It is a transcript of the gene STK17B, whose product is annotated as serine/threonine kinase 17b. Gene Ontology annotation, molecular function: protein serine/threonine kinase activity; ATP binding. Lineage: Eukaryota; Metazoa; Chordata; Mammalia; Primates; Cebidae. Gene Ontology annotation, cellular component: nucleus. The record is from RefSeq and is a predicted model, not a curated record. Gene Ontology annotation, biological process: intracellular signal transduction; positive regulation of apoptotic process; protein phosphorylation.
GAGGGAUAUGGCGAACGCAACUGCCCCAGACGCGGCUGCAGUUUUCAAACCUCAACUGUAAGCCUCGGUGGCCGUCUCCGCUGCCGUCGCCUGGAGUCACCUCACCGAGAGCCCCGUCACAACUGUCGGCCCUUGUCUGGAAAAGUAAAAGUGGGUCCUGCCACGCUUGGAGCUCCCUGGCGCCUCGCCGGGCUGGAGCUAGAGACCUCGUCCUGUGGCGGCCCCCGGCGUGGGGCGGGACAGCAGCCCCCCUCGGAGGGGGCAGCCCCGGGAAAACCUGAGGCGGCCGGAGCGGUAAAAAUAAGUGACUAAAGAAGCAUACCUGGGAAUCACCUAACAUGUCGAGGAGGAGAUUUGAUUGCCGAAGUAUUUCAGGCCUGCUAACCACAACUCCUCAAACUCCAAUGAAAAUGGAAAACUUUAAUAAUUUCUAUAUACUUACAUCUAAAGAGCUAGGGAGAGGAAAAUUUGCUGUGGUUAGACAAUGUAUAUCAAAAUCUACUGGCCAAGAGUAUGCUGCAAAAUUUCUAAAAAAGAGAAGAAGAGGACAGGAUUGUCGAGCAGAGAUUUUACACGAGAUUGCUGUGCUUGAAUUGGCAAAGUCCUGUCCCCGUGUUAUUAAUCUUCAUGAGGUCUAUGAAAAUACAAGUGAAAUCAUUUUGAUAUUGGAAUAUGCUGCAGGUGGAGAAAUUUUCAACCUGUGUUUACCUGAGUUGGCUGAAAUGAUUUCUGAAAACGAUGUUAUCAGACUCAUUAAACAAAUACUUGAAGGGGUUUAUUAUCUACAUCAGAAUAACAUCGUACACCUUGAUUUAAAGCCACAGAAUAUAUUACUGAGCAGCAUAUACCCUCUCGGGGACAUUAAAAUAGUAGAUUUUGGAAUGUCUCGAAAAAUAGGGAAUGCAUGUGAACUUCGGGAAAUCAUGGGAACACCAGAAUAUUUAGCUCCAGAAAUCCUGAACUAUGAUCCCAUUACCACAGCAACAGAUAUGUGGAAUAUUGGUAUAAUAACAUAUAUGUUGUUAACUCACACAUCACCAUUUGUGGGAGAAGAUAAUCAAGAAACAUACCUCAAUAUUUCUCAAGUUAAUGUAGAUUAUUCAGAAGAAACUUUUUCAUCAGUUUCACAGCUGGCCACAGACUUUAUUCAGAGCCUUUUAGUAAAAAAUCCAGAGAAAAGACCAACAGCCGAGAUAUGCCUUUCUCAUUCUUGGCUACAGCAGUGGGACUUUGAAAACUUGUUUCACCCUGAAGAAACUUCCAGUUCCUCUCAAAUUCAGGAUCAUACUAUAAGGUCCUCUGAAGACAAGACUUCUAAAUCCUCUUGUAAUGGAACCUGUGGUGAUAGAGAAGACAAAGAGAAUAUCCCAGAGGAUAGCAGCAUGGUUUCCAAAAGAUUUCGUUUCGAUGACUCAUUGCCCAAUCCCCAUGAACUUGUUUCAGAUUUGCUCUGUUAGCACUUUUCUCUUUGACUUAUUUGGACUGAAUUUGAAAUUUUAUAUUCACUCCAGUGAGAUUAUGGUUUGUAGCUUCAUGUAUGACAUGUUUAUGUUGUAAAUGCACUUUUGCAUAGAAUAAUUUAGGGAAGUGUUUUAAUGUUAAAUUAAUAGUUGCUAGCAUAGUAUGAUUUCCUAUUCGGAGAUAGCUCUGCACAGAAGAAAAUAUUUAAAUAUAUGAAAAAAAGUAAAUUUGUACAUGUAUAGGAGUUUAUAUGUUAAUGAAAUAAUUCAAGUUCAAAUGAACUUAACAAAAUGUUUUGCAUAUCAACAAAAAAA